Morone saxatilis (striped sea-bass) is the source of this 1098-nucleotide messenger RNA. RefSeq names its product TatD DNase domain containing 1 (gene tatdn1). Gene Ontology annotation, molecular function: 3'-5'-DNA exonuclease activity. NCBI's taxonomy places the organism in Eukaryota, Metazoa, Chordata, Actinopteri, Moronidae. The transcript is spliced from 12 exons. Gene Ontology annotation, cellular component: cytosol. The record is from RefSeq and is a predicted model, not a curated record. Bases 21 to 971 code for a protein of 316 amino acids.
CAUUACGGUAUUGCAGCCUUAUGGGAUUGGUGAGAGCUGCAUGUGUGGUUCUCUUCAGAAGCAUUGCUCUUAAAACCAUGGCUCAGCACAAGUUCAUUGAUAUCGGGGUGAACCUGACCGAUCCCAUGUUCAGAGGACUCUACAGAGGGAAGCAGAAACACGACGAUGACUUCAAUCAGAUCAUCGACAGAGCGCUCAAAAUCGGGGUUGAAAAGUUUAUGAUCACAGGAGGAAAUCUUGAAGACAGCAAGGAGGCCCUUAAACUAGCUGAGAGCAGAGAGGAGUUCUUCUGCACGGUCGGCUGCCAUCCCACCCGCUGCAGUGAGUUCGAGCAGAAUGGAGAAUCCCAGUACUUCUCAGGGCUGAGGGAGCUGGCGACGGCACACAGAGGAAAGGUGGUGGCCAUCGGAGAGUGUGGACUAGAUUUUGACAGGUUGGAAUUUUGCCCAAAAGAAACUCAACUCAAAUACUUUGAGAAGCAGUUCGACCUGGCAGAGGAGACCAAGCUGCCCAUGUUCCUCCACUGCAGAAACUCCCAUCAGGAGUUCAUCGAAAUCAUGAAGAGAAACCGAGACCGAUGUGUUGGAGGAGUGGUCCACUCGUUUGAUGGGACUGCAGAGGACGCAGCUGCACUCAUUGACCUGGACCUCUACAUUGGAAUAAAUGGAUGUUCCUUGAAAACAGAGGCCAAUAUUGAAGCUAUGAAGUCAAUCCCCACCGAGAGACUCAUGAUAGAAACCGAUGCUCCGUGGUGUGGCGUGAAGAACACUCACGCAGGCUCCAAAAACAUUAAAACUACAUUUCCCACAAAGAAGAAAUGGGAGGCGGGGCACUGUCUGAAGGACAGGAAUGAGCCCUGUCACAUCAUACAAGUUCUGGAGGUGAUGGCCGCAGCGAGGGAGGAGGACCCGCUGGAGCUGGCCAACACAAUCUACAACAACACCAUCAAAGUCUUCUUCAGCUCCAGCUGAUGAUGAACCAGACUGGACCUUCAUGAGAUCGACUGAAUGACUUCAUGAAUGUGUGUGUAUCUGUAUGUGUAUGUUUGACCUGUCUGCUUCCCAAAUAAAAACAUCAUUUUUAUGGGUUUAUCUUUAA